This is a messenger RNA of Dicrocoelium dendriticum, 387 nucleotides long. The record is from the annotation of a GenBank genome assembly. NCBI's taxonomy places the organism in Eukaryota, Metazoa, Platyhelminthes, Trematoda, Plagiorchiida, Dicrocoeliidae.
AUGACAUCGGUGGCUGGCUAUAAAUGUGGUGAGCACACUUGUGGCGUUGAGGUCAAAGAGGGAAUCCAGUGCGACAGGUGCUUGUUAUGGUACCAUAACAACUGCUCUAGAUUAGACCAGGACUCUAUUGAUCUUUAUGCCCGACAUUCCCAAUUAAAGUGGAUUUGCUUCCACUGCGUGUGCUUAGCAGACAUUGGUUCUCGAUUGAUACACGAUCGGACUUUUGAUUCAGUUACUCAUGUCUCAGAUGUGCAUGAGUCCGCUAGUAGGAACUGUGUGCAUAGACUAGACAGUGCCGAGAAGUUGAUUCGUGACCAGAGCUUGCUAAUUGAGACAUUGCGUUCAAAAGUUGAAGAGUUGCAGUCUUCAUUGGAAUGUUACUUGUGA